AAACUGUUAAUAUGGGUGCCUCGAUGUGCUGUUGGAUGUUAUGCCUUUCUUCUGUACUAACUACUCAGUCGUUCGUCUUGAAUCAGUCUCCAGGACUCACACUCGUCUCAGUCCGUGGUUCUGUAGAGUUAAGAUGUAUAUUUGAGCAGACUCUUAGGUACUGCUAUACCUCUGCUGCAUGGAAAAAGAUGAAUCUACGGACUGGAAAACUCACGACAGUGAAUGGUAGCUAUGAGAAUAAUGUCCUUCAGUCUGAUGGUAAAACCUGUGUUUUGACUCUCAAACACGUAACCAAGACAGAUUCAGGCAUGUACUAUUGCAUGAGCAGUUUUAAUGAAAUGGCUGUCGUUGGCAAUGGGACCAGGGUGAUCGUAAAAGAUCAGUCUGAACCAGAACUCUCCAUCUUAUACACACCACAUGAACCUGACUCGUCAUCGGUAUCACUGCAGUGUCUCGUGACUGGACUUGUCCCGUCUCAGGUGCGUGUGUUCUGGAUGAUUGGACAGAAUAAGCGUGCUGGAUGGACCGAGUCCGGCUGGACAGACGAUACUGAUUCAGCCACAGAAUUCACACGAGCUCAUCUCUCUGUUCCUGCAGAGGAGUGGAAAGAAGCCGAUGAAAUUCACUGCUUGGCUGAAUAUGAUGGAAAGAACAUCUCCAAAACUCUGAACCGAAGCGGACUGACUCAAAGGCCUCUGUGGAUUCUGUACUGUGGCUGCGGGGCAGUAUUGCUGAUUGUAGCCGUGGUCUUCUCUGUUUGUUUAUGCCAAGGCAAACAGAGUACAGGGAAUGAAGACAUUUCAUCUGUAAAGUUUUACCCUGUGGAUCCAAUCAGUUUAGGGCUGAAUUUAAGUCCAGCCAAACAAUAAAGGUAAAACUUAAAUUUGUGAAUUCUUUUUAAUCAUAUUUGAUAUGAGAAAUAGUCAAUCGUUAAGACCAAUCUGAUGUUUUCUUCAGAUAUUCUUUCCUUUAUUUCAGGGCACCACUGGAGAUCCGUUUUAUUGAAAGGAAUGUUAUACUGUGCCUAACAAUUACUAAAAAUGACAAUAUAUUACAUUAAAAUGAGCAA
This is a messenger RNA of Carassius carassius (crucian carp), 1069 nucleotides long. RefSeq names its product immunoglobulin kappa light chain-like. The transcript has 6 exons. NCBI's taxonomy places the organism in Eukaryota, Metazoa, Chordata, Actinopteri, Cypriniformes, Cyprinidae. The record is from RefSeq and is a predicted model, not a curated record. Bases 12 to 869 code for a protein of 285 amino acids.